CGCAAAAAAAGCGCGCAUUGCACAAGUGAAGCCGGAAUAAAUUGUAUAUAUUUUUCGCUAUAAAGUGUUUUAUGUGCUAAACAAUAAGCUGUGAUGGCACUUUGGGUAGACAAAUACCGGCCCCGUGAGUUAUCCAAAUUGGAUUAUCACAAGGACCAAGCCGAAAACUUGCGCAAUCUCUGCAAGCAAAGUGAUUUUCCUCAUCUAAUGUUCUAUGGACCAUCUGGCGCGGGCAAGAAGACACGCAUAAUGUGCCUGCUGCGUGAGAUGUAUGGUGCCGGCGUGGAGAGACUGCGCAACGAAACAAUGAGUUUCACAACGCCCUCGAAUCGCAAGAUCGAGGUGAUGACAGUUGGCAGCAAUUACCAUUUGGAGGUGAAUCCCUCGGACGCCGGCAUGUACGAUCGGACUGUUGUUAUAGACCUGAUCAAGCAGGUGGCACAAACACACCAAAUCGAUAUUAAUGGUCAACGGGAAUUCAAAGUAAUUGUAAUCUCCGAAGGAGAUGAGCUAACCAAGGACGCUCAGCAUGCGUUGCGCCGCACCAUGGAAAAGUACGUAGCCACAUGCCGCAUAAUACUGUCGGUCAACUCCACAUCUCGCAUCAUUCCGGCCAUCCGGUCGCGUUGCUUAGGCAUUCGCGUGCCAGCACCCAGCGAGAACGAAAUGACAGCUGUGCUCCAAAGCACAUGUAAACGCGAAGGUCUGGUAUUGCCGCCAGAGCUAGCCAAACGUGUGGUAGAGAAAUCGGAACGAAAUAUGCGAAGGGCCUUACUGAUGCUGGAGGCAUCCAAGGUCCAGCAGUAUCCGUUCACAGCGCAGCAGCAGAUCGCCGAGCUGGACUGGCAAGUGUAUCUGCGUGAGACUGCAACUCAAAUUGUGAGCGAACAAACACCCGCGAAACUGGAAAAGAUACGCGAUCGUUUGUACGAGUUACUUUCGCAGGGUGUGCCACCCAAUCUAAUCUUCCGUGGCCUCGUGGAGCAACUGGUCAACAAUUGUGAUAUGUCGAUUAAGGCAAAGACAUUGGAGUACGCUACACAAUACGAGCAUCGCAUGCAGAACGGUGCGAAACAUAUAUUCCAUUUGGAGGCUUUUGUGGCCCAAUUCAUGAACAUAUACAAAAAGUUUCUUGCCGAACUGGUAAUGACGGAUGAUUUCUAACAUUAUUAUAUUAUAGUUUUUAUUACGCCCAUUCAAUACAUGCAGAGCGCUUAACCAAAAA
Messenger RNA from Drosophila virilis, 1225 nucleotides. RefSeq names its product replication factor C subunit RfC38 (gene RfC38). The record is from RefSeq and is a predicted model, not a curated record. Gene Ontology annotation, biological process: DNA repair; DNA-templated DNA replication. Lineage: Eukaryota; Metazoa; Arthropoda; Insecta; Diptera; Drosophilidae. Gene Ontology annotation, cellular component: DNA replication factor C complex; nucleus. Gene Ontology annotation, molecular function: DNA binding; DNA clamp loader activity.